This is a messenger RNA of Suncus etruscus (white-toothed pygmy shrew), 468 nucleotides long. RefSeq names its product interleukin 36 receptor antagonist (gene IL36RN). The transcript is spliced from 4 exons. Bases 1 to 468 code for a protein of 155 amino acids. Lineage: Eukaryota; Metazoa; Chordata; Mammalia; Eulipotyphla; Soricidae. Gene Ontology annotation, molecular function: cytokine activity; interleukin-1 receptor binding. Gene Ontology annotation, biological process: cellular response to lipopolysaccharide; inflammatory response to antigenic stimulus. The record is from RefSeq and is a predicted model, not a curated record.
AUGGUCCUGAGUGGGGCACUGUGCUUCCGAAUGAAAGAUGCCGCAUUAAAGGUGCUUUAUGUGCAUGAUAACCAACUCUUCGCUGGAGGGCCACACACAGGAAAAGUCAUUAAAGGUGAGAAGAUCAGUGUUGUCCCCAAUCGGUGGCUGGAUGCCAAGCUUUCUCCAGUCAUCUUGGGUGUCCAAGGAGGGAGCCAGUGCCUAUCAUGUGGGACAGAGCUGGAACCAACUCUGAAACUGGAGCCAGUGAACAUUAUGGAGCUUUACCGUGGGAGCAAGGAAUCCAAGAACUUCACCUUCUACCGGCGGGACACCGGGCUCACCUCCAGCUUUGAGUCAGCUGCCUUCCCAGGCUGGUUCCUCUGCACCAUGAUUGAAUCUGACCAGCCUCUCAGACUCACCCAAAUCCCAGAGGAUGCCAGUUGGGAUGACCCCAUCACAGACUUCUACUUCCAACAGUGUGACUAG